Molecule: messenger RNA, 765 nt
Organism: Vitrella brassicaformis
Lineage: Eukaryota; Vitrellaceae
Source: the annotation of a GenBank genome assembly
UCAGCUGGUCGUCGGCCGAGGGACCGCGAAGGCCUCCUCUAGGGCCUCCCGGACGGCGGGCGGCACCGCGCCCUUCUUGUGGGCGAGCUUGGCGAGGUCAUGGGGCGGCUGGGCGGUGGGGGGGCGGCUCUCUUCGGGACGCUGGGUGGUGAGGAGAUAGAGGAAGGCGGGCUCGAGUCGCUCCUUUUGCAUCCUGAUGGUCUUCUGCACCACUGGCAGUGUGAGGGGGCCGUUGCGGAGCGUCGGGAAGGAGACAGCGGCGCGUUCGAUGGCGACGCCAUGAGCCGACGCUGUCCCCCUCUCCAAAGUCCACUCGGCCGCCUUGUGGAGAGUCGGUGCGGUGGCUUCUGGUGCCGUUGGUGCCUCUGGUGCGGGUGAGGCUUCUGGUGCUGCUGGUGGGGCGGUGGCAGCUGUGUUGUCGUUGUCCCCCUCAGGCAAUGCGGCUGGGUGUGGGGCUGGGAUGGGUGGUGUGGGGGCUGGCGUGGGUGAGUCGGCUUGGCCCUGCACCUCAAAGGACGAUCUGAUAUCGGCAAUUCACGCAGACACAGACAGAACAGAAUGGAAGUCCUCUGAGUGUGUCAUUAUUGUACCCAUUUCGAUCGUCACGGGCACGCCCCCCUCCCUCUCGUCAACACUAUCGGACACUCUGCGACCAAACGAGGCGUCCACACAGACACAGACAGACCAAAUGAGAUGGGUAAUAAGAUGGAAGUCUCUCUGCGUGUGGCCUUACCCGUUGUUGGUGUCAUGGCCGCCUGCGGGCAU